Physella acuta is the source of this 3252-nucleotide messenger RNA. Its product is annotated as N-acetylglucosamine-6-sulfatase. Gene Ontology annotation, biological process: glycosaminoglycan metabolic process. Lineage: Eukaryota; Metazoa; Mollusca; Gastropoda; Physidae. Gene Ontology annotation, molecular function: N-acetylglucosamine-6-sulfatase activity; glycosaminoglycan binding. The record is from RefSeq and is a predicted model, not a curated record.
CAUCAUGUGAUCAAACAUUAAAAAUGGCUUCUUCUAAGGAUGUUGCUACGAUGAUGAUUCUUUUAGGGUUUUUAUCAAUGGCACUAUGUUAUGAAGGAUCUUUAGCUGUGAAACGUAAAGCAAAGCAGCCAAAUAUUGUUUUUAUUCUUACUGAUGACCAAGACGUAGCUCUCUUUGGUCAGUAUCCAAUGCCAAAAACCAAAAAGCUAAUAGCAGAUGUUGGAAUGACAUUUACUAAUAUGUUUGUAACGAGCCCCCUUUGUUGUCCUAGCCGAUCAAGUAUUCUCUCUGGUCGAUUUCUACAUAAUCACAUGACCACAAACAACAGCUUAAGUGGCAACUGCAGUAGCACUGCCUGGCAAAAUUCAGCUGAGAAAAAAGCUUUUCCAACCUUCUUACAAGCUAAUGGAUACAGAACGUUCUUCGCUGGAAAAUAUCUUAAUGAGUAUGGAUCACCUGAAGUUGGGGGAGUAGAACAUAUCCCUCCUGGUUGGGAUGUGUGGAAUGGCCUUGUUGGAAACUCAGUAUAUUAUAACUACACUCUCUCUGCGGAUGGAAAGGCUGAAAAACAUGGAGACAAUUAUUCCGUGGAUUAUCUCACUGAUGUCAUACAUCAUAAGGCGCUAAAGUUUCUUACAACGAGGACUUCCAAGCAGCCGUUCUUCAUGAUGCUGUCUACACCAGCUUGUCACUCACCUUUCAAGUCAGCGCCCCAGUACAUGGUCAACUUUACUAAUGAGAAGGCCCCAAGAAAUAAACAAUUUAACAUUCAUGCUCAAGACAAACACUGGCUAAUACAACAAGCAGUGACACCAAUGCCUAAUGACACUAUUGAUAUGAUUGAUGGAUUCUUUAGAAACAGAUGGAGAACGCUUCUUUCUGUGGAUGAUAUGGUUGAAGGUGUGAUUAACAAACUGACAGAUAUUGGUGAACUUGACAACACUUACAUUUUCUUUUCUUCUGAUAAUGGCUAUCAUUUAGGUCAGUUUUCUUUGCCUUUUGACAAGCGGCAAUUUUAUGAUUUUGAUAUUCGAGUUCCCUUGAUGGUUCGAGGUCCUGGUAUAAAAGCUAAUACAACUUGCCAGGAUCUAAUCAUGUCCGUUGAUUUUGCACCAACAUUCCUAAACAUCAGCGGCUCAUCGCAGUCUGUUGUUGAAAACUUUGACGGCAUGUCCUUUCUUUCCCUUCUCACUCAUUCAUCUCCCCUUAGUUCCAACACAUCACCACGCCCAUCUAUAUCCAGAAGUUUUAUUUCUGAAACAAAAUUUAGCCCUCCAAGUCUUUUUAGUGCUCAAUUCUCUUUUGGUGAUGAGAGUUUUCGAGACGCCAUUUUGGUAGAGUAUGUUGGUGAGCACCUGAAUAGAGUACCCCACUGUCCUAGAUAUAGAAACCAAGGAUUAGCAAACUGUGACAAUCACUGUGUAUGUGAGGAUGCCUGGAACAAUACGUAUGGCUGCAUACGUUACGAAACACAACAAGAAAGCUACAAGUACUGUGCUCUACAGGACAAUGAUAACUUUGUUGAGGUGUAUGACUUAAAAGCUGACCCGUAUGAACUCAACAACAUAGCCAAGACAGCAUCACCUGACCUGCUGACCAAACUUAGCCAGGACUUAGCCGAUCUGUCCCUUUGUUCUGGCUCUACAUGCCACAAGAAGAGUCCCUACCCUUCCCACUAACCUUUAACCUUUUUCUGUUUAACAAUUAAGGUACAUAUCACAAGAAAACUCCCCUUCGUUCCAUACAACCCUAACACUGUACCCAUAUUUAGUACCCAAGCUUUUUUGGAGCUUUGCUAAAAAAUAAAAUAUUCUGUCACUAUAUUUUUAAUUACAUAUUUGGUUAGUAUACAUAUCUUAAAGCUGCAUUACAUUUUUUUUUUCUUCAUAUCAAUUUUUAAGUUCGCAAUUUUUAAAAUAAUUCUAAUACUUAAUCAGUUUCCUACUCACAAAACAUAAUUACUUUGAGUCUUCUAGUCAUUUUUUUUUGUUUUACACAAGCCAGUGGGCACAAAAAUUGUACAAUCAUUCAUAUCAACUACUCAACAAUUUAAAUCAGAUAAACAUUUUGUCCUAUUGUUUAAGGAAAUUCUUGUCAUUAGAUUUCAAUUUUCCUUUACCAAAAAAAUCCCUAAAAAAAUUUGUUUUACACCUGUAAACUUUGACAUAUUUUGAAGAAUUUAUUUGAUUCUUGUUUUUUUUUGGCACAGAAAAAAAAUCUUUUCUGUAUGGUCAGUAAUACCUCUGUAUUGUACAAGAGUUGUUGGAAAAAAGUAUUAUUGCAUUAUACUAAUUCAUUUAUUCUAAAUGAUAACACUUUUGUCCUAUAGUUGGAACUGUACAAAUUUUACAUACUGCCAUAUGACUCUGCCUGAAGUCAUACUGUUAUUAGCAUGGUUUUGAUUGAUCACAUGUCUACAUUAUCGUUCUGUGGCAUAGGUAAUUGAUAUAUUACUUAUUAAUACCCAAGUUUGCGGGUAUUGCUACCGUAAUUUUGGCUGCUACCGAAGCUUAUCUAACCUUAUCAGCAUACCAUCAAUAAUCUACACUUUGUUUGGGUGAUUCAUCACUUGCCUUUACCCAACAGCAUUGAAACAAAGUAUUCAUAUGUCACUACACAUCAUAAAAAGAUGUGUUUAGUUUCAUUAUUUUGUUGAGACAUUUUCUUAAUUCAUAGUUGAUAACAGAACUGCUUGUCUAAGACAAUGUCUUGCUGUAAACGAGAUUUUACUAAGUAUUUGUAUGUCACUACACAUCAUGUAAAGACGUGUUUAGUUUCAUUAUUUUGUUGAGACUUUUUCUUAAUUCAUAGUUGAUAACUGCUUGUCUAAGACAAUGUCUUGCUGAAAACAAGAUUUUACAACUAGGUUACGGUUUAUGUACUUAGUUGUAAUGUUACUGUUGUUACGUAAUUUUAGUAUUGGUGGAGAGAUCACUGUUUACAAUGUUGAAUUUUACUUACUUUUUAAUGCUAAUUAUUAAAUCUUAAUUAGAAAAUUUGAAUAACGUCCAAAAUUUGCUUCUGUCAAAAAUAUAAAAAUAGUAGACAGAAGCAUUUGAAUGCCAUUCGCUCAUAAAUUAAAACGUCUUUUUUUUUUUUUGGCUUAAACAAAUACAUCAGCAUUUACGUUAAAAUUUUUUUGUGUGAUAACUAUUUAUAGAUCACUUCUUGCUAAUUAUUCAUGUAUGAGUCUUUCAAAGUUUAUCUAUGUACAUAUUCUGGUGUAGGUUUACCUUGCUCAACCUUUCUCCC